Molecule: messenger RNA, 264 nt
Organism: Punctularia strigosozonata HHB-11173 SS5
Lineage: Eukaryota; Fungi; Basidiomycota; Agaricomycetes; Corticiales; Punctulariaceae
Product: autophagy protein 12
Exons: 3
Biological process (GO): autophagy of mitochondrion; autophagosome assembly; C-terminal protein lipidation
Cellular component (GO): cytoplasm; Atg12-Atg5-Atg16 complex; phagophore assembly site membrane
Source: RefSeq, a predicted model, not a curated record
ACAGUCAUAGUACGCUUUAAAGCGGUCGGAAAUGCUCCGAUUAUGAAGCAGAACUUCUACCGGAUUACCGCCUCCAAUCGCUUCCAGGCGGUCAUCCAGUUCCUGCGGAGGGAGCUUGGGUGGAAAGCAGGAGAUCCUCUCCACACGUACAUCAAUCUCGCAUUCUCGCCGUCCCCGGACGACACCGUGGCGAACCUCUUCAAGUCUUUCUCGACGGACGGGCAUCUUAUCGUGAAUUAUAGGUGGUGUGGGGUCGUAGUGUGA